Messenger RNA from Pogona vitticeps (central bearded dragon), 2038 nucleotides. The record is from RefSeq and is a predicted model, not a curated record. NCBI's taxonomy places the organism in Eukaryota, Metazoa, Chordata, Lepidosauria, Squamata, Agamidae.
AUCCUCGGAGACCCAGGUCCGAGCGGCGCGGGCGAGGCAGCGCUUGUGGGGAGCCCGGAGCCGGGAAAGGGGGACGCUCUCUCUGCGCGCCAACGUCCCCUCACGGCCGCCUCACUCCGGCGGCCAAUGGCGCGUCGUCUUCCCUCAGAGCGCCUGGCCAAUGGCUCCCCGCGCUCCUCUCCGGCCCACCCCGCGUGAGCGGCGCGGCCAAUCGCCAGCCCCGUGGCCGGAGGUCGACGCUCCGGAGCUCGACCAAUGGCCGCAGACGCCCGAUCGGCCUCGGGCUUCAAACCGGCCAAUGAGGCGCCCGCCCGAGAAUCACCCUCUCCCCGUCCUUCCCUAUCACGUGAGACGUGAGCAGUGGGCGGGGCCUGGGAGAGGCGACGGGAGGCCAGAGGCACCAUGGAGCGAACGGCGGCGAAGUUCCAGCCCAGCGAGCACCAGCACCUGCGGUACAACCCCCUGCGGGACGACUGGGUUCUGGUCUCUGCCCACCGUAUGCGGCGCCCGUGGCAGGGGCAGGUGGAGAAGCCCCCCCAGGAGGACAUUCUGCGCUGCGACCUGGCCAACCCCCUGUGCCCGGGAGCCACGAGAGCCAAUGGCGAGGUGAAUCCUAACUAUGAAGGUACAUUUGUCUUUGACAAUGACUUCCCUGCUCUGCAGCCGGAUGCCCCUGAGCCUGAUGCUGGUGACCAUCCCUUGUUCCGCGCAGCAUCUGCUCGAGGCGUGUGCAAAGUGAUGUGCUUCCACCCUUGGUCCGAUCUGACUCUGCCCCUCAUGUCGCUGGCUGAGAUCCGUGCCGUGAUUGACAAAUGGUCCGAGAUCAAUGUGGAGCUUGGCGCCAACCACGCCUGGGUGCAGAUUUUUGAGAACAAAGGAGCCAUGAUGGGUUGUUCCAACCCCCAUCCUCACUGCCAGGAGCUGAUUGUGGUUGAGAAUGAGGACUGGCUGGUGGUGGUCCCUUACUGGGCCGUCUGGCCCUUCCAGACGCUCUUGUUGCCUCGGCGACACGUCUGCCGCCUCCAGGACCUUCAGCAUCAUGAGAGAGACAGCUUGGCUUCCGUCAUGAAGAGGCUUCUCACAAAGUAUGACAAUCUCUUCCAGAUCUCCUUCCCUUACUCCAUGGGAUGGCACGGGGCACCUACGGGGUCGUUCCUGGGUGCAGACUGCCGCCACUGGCAGCUGCACGCCCAUUACUACCCUCCGUUGCUGCGCUCGGCCACGGUGCGCAAAUUCAUGGUCGGGUACGAAAUGCUGGCUCAGGCCCAGAGGGACUUGACUCCAGAGCAGGCUGCCGAGCGACUGAGGAACCUGCCUGAGGAACACUGUCGGCUGAAAACGAGGGAUGCUUCGUAGGGCGGCUUCUGUGGAGCCUGUUGUGUUUCUGGUCUCCUCUGAUGCCCUGCACAAGCCCCCUUGCUUCAAUAAAUGGAAACUGGGGCAGGGGAAUGACUCCUGGCCCGGUGCCCACGUUGAGCCCUUCCACGGACGGACCACUUCUUUUCAACGGUUGCCUUCCCAGCCGUGGGAGCUCGCGGCCUUGAGACGAACCGCCAUCAAGGAGGGAGGCUAUGGGAUCUUGGUGGACCCCCCGGUUCUCCUGUGGCCUCCCAAGGUAACGACCACGGCAGGGUUGUUUCCACAGUCGGUUUAUGGGCGGAUUGCCUCUGCUCCACUCCAUCCCGGUUGAGUUGAAGAUCUCUGUGGCCCGUGACACUAGUCUCAUGUUAUGAAGAUCCUUUGGAAGGAGGCCAGGAGAUUGGCUGAAGGUGCCGGCCAAAGAACAGCUGUGGUGCGGUGGCCAGACGGGAACUGGAGCAUGGCUGGUCUGAUCCCAGGGUUCUCCUGUCUUAUUUCAUGACCUGUGCCUUAUCCUGUGCUGAAAAGUCAUCCUCUUUGCCUGGAUUAUGUUGACUUGUAUGCUUCCCACCAAGGCCAGUGGAGAGGUCGCCUUGGUCACUCACUCACGACGAGAGGGUGCCGGCAGGUCUCCUGAUUAAAAGUCAGACGGCCUUGUUUAUCCCCCCCCCUCCGCGGA